GUCGCGGUGUUGCGAGAGGGGAUUUGUGUGUCGCAGAUGACCGAAAUUGCCCGAGCUCUUCAGAUCGAGCUCGUCGUUGGAGGUGCCGCUCAUUCGAGAUGGAGAUCUAAUCCUUCCGACCCUGACUGACCUCGCCAUAGCUUUUUCCUGAGCUUGAUCGCUGCCUUCUGCGCUGUCGCCACAAUGAUUCAUUUCGUAUUGCUGAUCAGCCGUCAGGGUAAAGUAAGACUUACAAAAUGGUACUCACCAUAUACUCAAAAGGAGCGCACCAAGGUUAUCCGUGAACUGAGUGGGAUGAUCCUUUCUCGUGGCCCGAAACUUUGCAACUUCCUGGAAUGGAGAGGUCUCAAAGUUGUUUAUAAACGGUAUGCGAGCUUGUACUUUUGCAUGUGUGUCGAUGCAGACGAUAACGAGUUGGAAACUCUAGAGAUAAUCCACCACUUCGUUGAAAUUCUUGAUCGCUACUUUGGGAAUGUUUGCGAGUUAGAUCUCAUCUUCAACUUCCACAAGGCGUAUUACAUACUAGAUGAAGUGCUCAUUGCUGGGGAGCUUCAAGAGACAAGUAAAAAAUCUGUGGCUCGUGUGAUUGCUGCCCAGGACACGUUGAUCGAGCAUGCGAAAGAGCAAUCAAAUUCUUUAUCCAACAUCAUUGCUCAAGCCACCAAGUAGAAGCACUUUGUUUGUGAGGCUGUUUGUUAUGCGAGAUUAGCUGCCGUGGAACGUUACAAACCGUGUGGCCACAUCAUCAAUUUAGUGCUAUACUUCCCGUUACUUCCGACGUAUCUAUUCACCAGUAUUUUCACCUACGAAGUGCGCGAAAAUAACAGUUCGUGGUGCUGCAAGACUCUGUAAGUUAACGUGUUAGUAAACCGUCCAAGAAGUCUGGUUCAGAGUGCCCUGAAACUUGGAGAACAACAGUCAGAUGGAGGAAGACUUCAUCUCGAAGUGUUAGGUACUAAUCCAGAUUAUCCAGGAAUGUAGCAUGUGUCACUGGUCUGGUUCGCAAAGUCGAAACCACGGGUGAUUUGAGGUGUGGGACUUGGAAUUGCUUCUCAUGAGAUGGAAAUUAGAUAAACUAUGAAUCUCGAUUCACCGUCACAUUGCUUUGUUUUAGAAGUAACAUGACAGUUUAAGAAGAGGGAAUCAUACUUCAGGCACAAAAGUAUGGAACGUUGGGAAAGAGGUUGAGGGUGAUUGAUACCUGGAGUUAUCACAAAACACAUUGGCUUAGCAAGGCUGAGCUCUGCAGGCAACCCCAGCGGAGGUGUGGCGUUGAAUAUUGCGCUACUCUCCCGUGGCAUUCCCACCACUCUGAAUUGCUCCCACGAAUCCAAAGAGUACCCAGCGAUUCAUGGUCAAAGGAGGGCCGUAACCCAAAAGCAAUUACAGAGAACGGACCUUGACAACUUCCGUCUCUCUCACCGAUUACGACCGAUGUGCAUCAGAGCCCUUGUACAUAGCAGUAGAAGCAUGCCGACUAAACGUGCAAAGAUGAUCUGGUGGCAGUCAUCGAAAACAUAGAUUGUAGUCUUUUAAAAGAACAGGUAGCACCAGCAAUCCGCUGUGGGGAUGUGUGAAGAUGCACACCUUCACUGCCAUGUUCUGCCACCUCGCUUAUUCCAACCUAAGCGCUUUAAUUCAUGGAUGGCAGAGCUUAACUGCUUCUCGGCGAGGCCGAAA
Physcomitrium patens is the source of this 1680-nucleotide messenger RNA. Its product is annotated as AP-1 complex subunit sigma-1. The record is from RefSeq and is a predicted model, not a curated record. NCBI's taxonomy places the organism in Eukaryota, Viridiplantae, Streptophyta, Bryopsida, Funariales, Funariaceae. Gene Ontology annotation, cellular component: AP-1 adaptor complex; membrane coat. Gene Ontology annotation, molecular function: clathrin-cargo adaptor activity. Gene Ontology annotation, biological process: intracellular protein transport; vesicle-mediated transport.